Molecule: messenger RNA, 837 nt
Organism: Phytophthora infestans T30-4
Lineage: Eukaryota; Oomycota; Peronosporomycetes; Peronosporales; Peronosporaceae
Product: mitochondrial carnitine/acylcarnitine carrier protein, putative
Exons: 1
Coding region: 1-837 (278 amino acids)
Biological process (GO): transport
Molecular function (GO): transmembrane transporter activity
Source: RefSeq, a predicted model, not a curated record
AUGGAGUGGCUGGACAUCGCCAAGGACCUGAACGCCGGUACUAUCGGCGGCGUAGCGGGCAUUGUAGCUGGUCACCCAUUGGACACCGUCAAGGUGCAGCUCCAAACCAGUCGCGAAGCAGGAGCCGGCGUCUUACGCACACUGCGCCGAGUUGUUGGCUCUGACGGUGCUGCGGGGCUGUAUCGGGGCCUAUUGUCCCCAAUCCUGAGCAACGCACCUAUCAACGCUGUGGUCUUUGGUGUACAAGGCCAAGUGGUGCGUGGUUUGCAGACAGACGACGCUCCAUUGUCCAGUACCCAGCACUUCAUGGCUGGAUCUAGUGCUGGACUAGUCCAAGUGAUCUUUGCGGCACCGUCGGAACACGUCAAGAUCCAGCUUCAGACUGGAGCUAUGGGGGCAGAACACAGCUCUCUAGUGGCAGGGCGCACGAUGCUAAGGAGGUAUGGAGCCAGGACGCUGUUCAAGGGCUGGCAAGCGUGUUUGCUGAGAGAUGUCCCGGCAUUUGGAGCGUACUUCUGCGGCUACGAGGCGACCAAGAGAUGGCUCACCGAAGGCCAGAGUGAGAACGAGACGGAUCUUAAGCUUAUGAUGGCUGGAGGCAUUGCAGGAAUGCUGUCGUGGAUGGUGAGUAUGCCCCAAGAUGUGGUCAAGAGCUGUGUGCAGAGUCAGAGUCUUGAGGGUCAGCAGAUGACCAUGACCCAGAUUGCAAGGACGAGAAUGCAGCAGGAAGGAGUUGGCUUUUUCUUAAAGGGAUUCAGUGCCACAAUGCUCCGAGCGUUUCCUGUUAGUGCAGUGACGUUCCUCGUCUACGAGAAGACCAUCCAGUUCAUGUCUUAA